AUGAGGGCAUCGCGCCUCUCGAAAGAAACGGCCGCCGUGUUCAACAAGAUGGCCGGAUCGCCGCCGCCACCUACGCGACGAACGACUCGCUCCUCCCUCGCGCGAUUCGCAUACACCGGCGACAAUAGCAACUCGGCCACCGAGUCGGCGACAAAUGACGUAGUCCUAGGCGAUGACAUUGAAGACGCGAUCACAAGUACGCGGAGCAGGAAACGGAGACGAGUCACAAAGGUGGAGAAAGAAGAAGAUGACGAUGGUACUGGUGACAAAAAGAUCAAGACCGAGCAGGCUGAGACUGAACGAAUCUUGACACCCACGAAACCCACACAAGCCAAGAGAGUUAGAAAACCAGCCCGCGUGAUCAAAGGCGAGGAUUUGCGAGUCGAGCCCCCAUCCGAUUGGGAAGAAAUCUAUAAUGCCGUGAAGGAGAUGCGUCUCCAUGGCCCGGCGCGUGACGCGGCCGUCGACACAAUGGGCUGCGAAAGGCUUUUUCAUCCAGACGCCUCUGAGCGCGACAGGAGGUUUCACAUUCUCAUUGCGCUGAUGCUGUCGAGCCAGACGAAAGAUACAGUCAAUGCCGUUGCUAUGAAGAGGCUCAUGACGGAGCUGCCUCCGCACAAAGAAGGCGCGGAGGGUGGAUUGAAUUUGGAGAACGUGCUGGCUGUGGAACCGGCGCUGCUCAACGAGUUGAUAUGGGCCGUUGGGUUUCACAAUAACAAGACUAAAUACAUCAAAGCAGCAGCCGAAAUCCUCCGCGACAAAUUCAACAAUGAUAUUCCCGAUACGAUAGAGGGCCUCACUUCUCUUCCCGGCGUGGGCCCCAAGAUGGGAUAUCUUUGCCUCUCGGCCGCGUGGGACCGCACCGAGGGCAUCGGUGUGGACGUCCACGUACACCGCAUCACGAACCUUUGGGGCUGGCACAAGACUACGCAGCCCGAGGCGACGAGGUUGGCGUUGCAGAGUUGGCUGCCACGCGAAAAGUGGCGGGAGAUUAACUGGUUGCUUGUUGGUUUCGGGCAAACAGUGUGCUUGCCUGUCGGACGCCGGUGCGGUGACUGCGAGCUCGGGUUGAGCGGGCUGUGCAAGGCAGCGGAGAGGAAGAAGGUUAUAGAGGGGCGGAAGGCCAGGGAGGUCAAGAUCGAGGUGGAUGGAGAUGCUGUAAUUAAGACGGAAGAAGUCGUUGAUGAGACGACACUGAGAGACGAGGUUGUGAAUGAGGUUGUCGACCCCAAAUCCGCGCCGCCGUCGGAGUUGGGGGAACAGAAGUCGGCAGUAAGCGAGCCGACCGGAGGUGCCGGCAAGGGUGUGUUAAGGAAAGGGAGGCGGUGA
This is a messenger RNA of Colletotrichum truncatum, 1329 nucleotides long. Its product is annotated as DNA repair protein ntg1. Gene Ontology annotation, cellular component: nucleus. Gene Ontology annotation, biological process: nucleotide-excision repair; base-excision repair, AP site formation; base-excision repair. NCBI's taxonomy places the organism in Eukaryota, Fungi, Ascomycota, Sordariomycetes, Glomerellales, Glomerellaceae. The record is from RefSeq and is a predicted model, not a curated record. Gene Ontology annotation, molecular function: oxidized pyrimidine nucleobase lesion DNA N-glycosylase activity; DNA binding; DNA-(apurinic or apyrimidinic site) endonuclease activity.